Catharus ustulatus (Swainson's thrush) is the source of this 1788-nucleotide messenger RNA. It is a transcript of the gene ARL6IP4, whose product is annotated as ADP ribosylation factor like GTPase 6 interacting protein 4. Lineage: Eukaryota; Metazoa; Chordata; Aves; Passeriformes; Turdidae. The record is from RefSeq and is a predicted model, not a curated record. The transcript has 6 exons. Bases 130 to 906 code for a protein of 258 amino acids.
CUCGCAUGCCGCAGGCUGCCCGCGCUGGGGGUGAGGGCAGGGACAGCCCCUGCAGCUGCCCAGGGCAGAGCUGCGUGGGCAGGAGGAGGCGCUGUGGCCCCAGCCUGGUGUCGGGGUGGAGGAGCUGCCAUGGCCCACAGCCGCUCUCGGAAGCGAUCGCGGAGCAGGAGCAGGAGCAAUUCCCGGAGCAGGCAGGAGAGGAAGGAGAAGAAAAGGAGGAAGAGCAGCAAGGACUCGCAGCAGGGCAGCAGCUCUCCCCCAAGGAAGAGGAUCUCUGGCUCUCAUGGACACAAGUCGAGCUUGGCAGCAGCCAGGGAAGAAAAGAAGAAGGAAGGAAAGGACAAAAAGAAGAGGAAGGCCAGUACCUCUUCCUCUGGAAAUUCUUCGUCCACCAGCUCUUCCUCAUCUUCCUCUUCCUCCAGCUCCUCUUCUGAUGACUCCAGUGACAGUGACUCCAAAAUGAAGAAGAGUCAAGAUAGCAAAAAAAAGCGAGCGAAACAGAAAGACAAAAAGAAGAGGAAGAAGAAGAAGAAAAAAAUAAAGAAGAAAUCAAAAAAGAAGGCAAAGGAGAGGGCUAAGGAGGAGAAAGCCAAGGGAGAGGAGGUGCCUGGCCCUUCAUUGGAGCAGUGGCAGAAGGAGUCAGGGGUGGAGCCUGGGCCAGUUCUGACAGAUGAGCAGAAGUCCCGGAUCCAGGCUAUGAAGCCAAUGACAAAGGAGGAGUGGGAUGCGAGGCAGAGCGUCAUAAGGAGAGUGGUGGAUCCCGAGACGGGGAGAACCAGGCUCAUUAAAGGGGACGGGGAAGUCCUGGAAGAAAUUGUCAGCAAGGAGAGACACAAGGAGAUUAACAAGCAAGCCACACGUGGGGAUGGGCUGGCCUUCCAGGUGAGGACAGGGAUGCUGCAGUGAGGGCAGGCAGCAGCCAGCCCAGGAGCCCAUCCUGCUGCCCCUGCCAGCCCAGGGGAGCCUCUGCCUCUGGACCACACAGACAGCACCGUGUCAAGAUGUUCCCCAGGGGCCCUUUCCAGCUGCUCUGUAAGUUACUGACUGGGAAGGAGAGCGACUUUAGUAGUUCAUCUCCCAGUAAACAGCUUCUCCCCUCCCUGUCCCAGCUCAGGCCAGUGUGGCUGUAAUGUACCUGAGCCAUUUGCCCCAUGCUCCUCUGCAUGUUGGGAGGAGCUCAGCAGCACCCAGGGGAUGGGUUUGAGGGUGCUGAGCACCUCAUGGCUCUCUGGGCUUUAGGGGCCAUGAGCCAAUGCUGUGGCCAGGACAGGGUGUGUACCAGGGCCACAAAACUCACAGCUGGCUGCCACUUCCUCCAUUCAGGGGCUGCCCAUGGCCCUUUCCUUGCUGGAUCUGGCUCACAGGCCCUUUGCACUCACUGACCCUGCUCAGAGAGGAGUGGCUGUGGUCAGGCUGCAGCUCCUCUGCACCCCCAAGUGCCACCCUCCACUGUGCCCCAGGGCUUCUCCCAGCCUUCCUGCAGCUUCACCUCCUUGGGUAGGGGAGCACUGACCUGGCACACUGCACUGGUAUCUGUGCAGGUGUGCUUUGUGGAGGGGUGGCUUUGCCUUUGCUCUCUGCUCCUGCAUGCAACUCGUGUCCCUUCCCCACAGCACAGGCCCCGCGCAGCGCUGGGGCUCUGGGCUUCUCGGGGCCCAGGGCUGCUCUGAAGCAAACACCUACAAACUGUAAAAAAGAAAAGGAUAAAUGGGUUAAAGGACUGAUCUCCACAGAGGGUUUCCACAUUCUGUUCAUGUCUGUAACCCAAUAAACUGGCACCUGCUCACA